AUGAAAGAGCGAUUUAUACUUGGAAGUCAAAUUUACGGCAAUAUCACUUGUUAUCAACCUCAUUUUGAAUGUGACUAUGGUUUGUCACAUCCUCGACAAAUUGAAUUAAACAAUAUGAUAAUCAAUGAUUUGAUAAUAGAUCUCGGUUUGCCUCUAUCGAUUGUUGAACGUCCCGCAUUUUUACGAGCAAUAAGUAAAGUUGAUUUUAAAUUUCAUGUUCAAAGUCGUCGAAGUAUCUGUCGAGAAUCUAUACCUGCUGUAUAUGAUAAAAUAAUUGGUGAAUUGAAAACAAUAUGUACAACUGCUAAAUUUAUCUCAUUGACGCUAGAUAUCUGGACUGAUCGGAGAAUGAGACCAUUUUACGCUGUAACUGGUCAUUCAAUCAUUGAUUGUAUUUUUAAAUCAUAUGUUCUCUUAUUUUUGCCAUUAACAGGUAGCCACACUGGUGAAGCUUUGCUAAAUGAAUUUGAAAAAAUAAUUUCAUCGGAUUAUAAUAUUGAAAACAAACUUGUACGACUGGUAACCGAUAAUGCUGCUAAUAAUGCCAAAGCAUUUGACAGUUUGAUAGUUCCUGGUUUUGAGCAUUAUUUUGAAGAUGAUGAAGAUGAUGAUGAUCGGAUAGAUGACGAUGAUUCAGAGACAGAUGAAAAUAAUUUAAAUGAUAAUACUGAAAAUAUAUUUAACACAUUGGCAAAUGAUAAUUCUGUUAAUUUAUUACGUAUUCCUUGCUUUAGUCAUACUUUACAACUUGUAGUGGUUGACGGUUUAAAAGAAUCGAGCUGUGCUCGUUCUUCCUUGGUUAAAGUUGCUAAAAUAGCGAAAUACUCGCAUUAA
This is a messenger RNA of Didymodactylos carnosus, 834 nucleotides long. The record is from the annotation of a GenBank genome assembly. Lineage: Eukaryota; Metazoa; Rotifera; Eurotatoria; Philodinida; Philodinidae.